CCCCCUCCUCCUUUUGAGUUCCUGCCGGGGCAACAAGGAACUUUUUGUCAGUUUCACACAAAAAAGUGCACGUCGUAGUGAUUGUGAGGAGUUUAGACCGACUGCCAUGGCUCCAUUCGGGAAGAAUUUCCUGAAAGCUCGUCUGAAAAACAGGACCAAAGACAGCGAGCCCAUCACUGGGAAGGAGAUCCAGGUGACAGUGUGCAAUGAGGAGAAGGUCGUCUGUGGCGUGACCAAGCACACCACCUGUGCCGAUAUGAUUCAGGCAUUACUAGAGGAUCACAGAUCUGUCCCGGAGAGCAAGCGGCUCCUGCACGGAGAGCCCAAAGACUUCUAUCUGGUGGAGCGCUACAAAGGUUUCGAGAGGGUGUUGCCGCCACUCAGCAGGAUCCUGAGGCUGUGGUACGCCUGGGGGGAAGAGAGACCCUUCAUCCAGUUCGUCCUGGUCAAAAGCAGCGAUGUUGUGCCCCAGCGGGCUGUGAAGGCUACAAAGAACCGGACCAGAUACACCAGGAAUCCUCAGACUCUUCCUGUGGAGAAGCAGAAACGAGUAGUGAGGAAGGCCUUCCGGAAGCUAGAGAAACUCCACAAGGAGAGCACGACGCCCGCCGGCACUGAGGAAAUUGAUCGCAUGGUCCAGCUCAUCCUUAACCAGGAUCAAACUAUUCAGGAGCAGAUCCAGCGCAUGGGGGAUCUAGAGGCGGAGAUCCAGCAGCUUCAAGGGCAGCAAGACCACCAUGACAAGUCAGAACCUUGUUGUUUGAACUUGGAAGAGCUUGAUCAGCUACUGCAAGCUAGCGAUGAUGUCCAGCAGCUGGAGUUACAGGUCCAGAGGCAGCAGGCGCUCUUAGAGCAGCUCUGUCGCGAAAUAGAUGCCGAGCAAAGGAUGGUGGCGGGCGGUGAGCAGGAGGGAGCGUCAGCCACUCCCUGGACACCAUCCGAGGCCGAUGAGUCAUUCCUUGCCGAGCUGGAAAGGAUGCAGGCGGAGCUGAGGCGGAGCUACUUGGCCGGCGUGUCACUCCAUAGCCAGGCGGCCGAGGUAGACAAGCAGCUCCGCUGCUCUGAGGCCACCUGGCUCUCCAGGGACCAGGAAUGCUGGCAGCUAGCCUCUCAACUCAGAUUGCUGCAAAUGAGCGACGCCGCUCAGGAAGCCACUGCCAGUGAUGCGGGGGUGAAAAUGGAGGCCAUCGCGGUCAAACACGUCUCAUCCCCCAUUGACAUGACCGAUACAGACUCGGACACCGGCAUCAGCUCCACGCACAGCCAGGACUCGCUAUCGCCUGGCUCGGACUUCCCUCCACCAUUGGACACAGACGUCUAAAGGAUGUUUGGACAGGGAUGUCUAAAGAUGUCUGGACAUGGACAUCUAAAGAUGUCUGGACACAAAUUUCUAAAAGAUGUUUCCACCACUGCACACAGAUGUGUGAAAGAUUUCUAGACACAGAUUUGUUAAUGAUGUCCGGACACUGAUGUCUAAAGAUGUCUGUACAUGGACAUCAGAAGAUGUCUGGCCACGGACAUGUAAUGAUGUCUGGAAAUGGUCAUCCAAAGGAAGUUUCUACCACUAGACAAAGACCAGACCUCUAAAGAAAAAUCUCUAUCAUGAGACACGGACCUCUAAAAGAUGUCCUAUCACUGGAAAUGGAAGUAUAAAAGAUUUCAACACUACUGAACACCUAUGUCUACACUAAUGGACUAGUAGGUCUAAAUUAUGUUGGGACACGGAUGUCUAAAGAAGUCUGGAGAAAGGUGUCUAAAGGAUAUCUAGACAUGGAUGUCUAAAGGAUGUUUCCACCACUGGACACAGACCAGACUCCAAAGGAUAUCUCUACCACUGGACACAGAUGUCUCAAGGAUAUCUUCACCACUGAGCAUGAAUGCCUGCACUACUCGACAUGGGUGUCUGAGAAAUGAUAAAUGGACUGCACUUAUAUAGGAGACUUCCAGCAGGUUCGAAAAAGACUAACUUUUGUAAAAAGUCGACUCAAGACUCUCACCUUGUACUCCCAACUCAAAUCCGGCACGGGUCGAUUUUUGAAUAUCCAUCACAAAUUUGAAAACAGCAUCAGGCAAACUGUGCAUUUGAGCCAUUAGUAACACAACCUGGUUAUCCAUCCAGUGCUUAUCCUGUUCAGAGUGGCUGGUGAGCUGGAGGACAUCCCGGCUGACUCCAUCCUGGAUUGAUCAAUCACAAGGGUACAUAUAAAGACAGACAACCAAGUCAGGCAAACACCAGUACUACACUAUCAGUGAUCCUAGUACUGCAAUCCAUCUAUCAAUCCAUUUUGUACUGUUUAUCCUUUUCUGGGUCAGAGCCGGAGCUGGAGUCUAUACCAACCUGGAUUAGUUGCCAUUCAUUCACAGGGCAAAUAGAAAGACAGAUGAAUAACUCCAACGAAUGAACCGCUCCACCAUCAGUGACCCUUGUACUGCACCAUUUUCUACAGUUUAUCCUAUUCAGGAUCACAGUUGAGCUGGACAAGCGAGAGACGUGGUUACACGCUGGCCUGGUCUCCAGUCAACCACAAGUGUAGAACCCGACCUGCACAAAUAAGAUAUGUGAGCCUUCCUGAAACAGGCCAUAACCUACAUGAACACUACACAACAAAAACUCUUGUUGUCUGCUAUAUUAAUAGAUACUUUGGUCACACUUUAAUCAUGCUUAUUUCCGCGUUUUGCACCAAUCAUCCAGAUGUUGCCAUUAGGGACCUACAGGACACUUUGAAUUUACUUAACUACUGCAAACAUCAACCCAGCAGGGCUGAAUAUAAUUUCACACUUUUUUUUAAAAGCCAUAUUGCACUUAAUAAUGUCUUAACAGUGUUUUAUAUUAAAACUCACUAAGAUGUAUGUAUGUAUGUAUGUGUGUGUGUGUGUGUGUGUGUGAGUGUGCAUAGUAUAUAUAUAUAUAUAUAUAUACAUAAAACAGAGAUUUUUAUAUACUGGAUUGUUCACUAUUGCCACAAUUGUACAUAUGCAUCUUGUUUAUAUCUAUAUUGUGUCAGUAAGGUUAAAAUGCUAUGCUUGUACAAAGAUUAUAUAUUUAUUUAUCCUGCAAUUGUAAUCCACACAAUGAAGUUGAAAUGUGCAUUUAAACUUUCAUAAUAAACAGAUAAAAAUGUGACACAAA
Molecule: messenger RNA, 3130 nt
Organism: Phycodurus eques (leafy seadragon)
Lineage: Eukaryota; Metazoa; Chordata; Actinopteri; Syngnathiformes; Syngnathidae
Gene: rassf9
Product: Ras association domain family member 9
Exons: 2
Coding region: 107-1321 (404 amino acids)
Biological process (GO): signal transduction
Source: RefSeq, a predicted model, not a curated record